CUCCCCGCUCCCUACUCCCUCCCUCGCUCGCUCGCUCGCUCGGGGCCGGCGGGCGGCUGUGCGGUCGGUCUGGGAGCGCUGCCUCGGCCGCUCCUUCUGCGCCGCCGGCGUCGGGCGCGCGGACCGAACGGAUCGAGGCCGGGGGCCCUGCCAGCGGGGCCGAGGCCGGGCGGGGCGGCCGCGGUUAGGCCCGCGCCCUCCGCCGCGGGCCGCCAUGGCCGCGUCCCCCGGCUCGGGCAGCGCCAACCCGCGCAAGUUCAGCGAGAAGAUCGCGCUGCACACGCAGCGCCAGGCCGAGGAGACGCGGGCCUUCGAGCAGCUCAUGACGGACCUCACGCUGUCCCGGGUUCAGUUUCAGAAGCUUCAACAAAUACGCCUCACACAGUCUCGAAACCAGUACCAUGGAGGGUCAUUACCCAACGUGAACCAACUGCGCAACAGUGCAGCAGAAUUUCAGCCAUCAUUUCACCAGGUUGAUAACAUUCGAGGAACACGUCAUCAUGGGCUUGUGGAAAGAGUCUCCCGUAACCGCUUUCACCCUUUGCACCGAAGAACUGGGGACAAACCAGGAAGACAAUUUGAUAGCAGUUCCUAUGGAGGCAGUUACCCUGCCCAGCCUGGGGAUGAAAGUUGGACAAGGCAGCAGCCUCCUUGGAAGGAAGAGAAGCAGCCCGGAUUCAGGCUGACGUCUGCACUUAACAGGACCAAUUCAGACUCUGCUCUUCACACCAGCGCCUUAAGCACCAAGCCACAGGACCCCUAUGGAGAAGGUGACCAGUCUUCCUGGCCUGCCCAAUGCAUGGGUUUCUAUGAUGGUGAAAAUGAUGGAUUUGGAGAAGUUGUUCCUUUUCCCAGCCCUAUGAAAGAGGAGAAUCUUCUGAACGUCCCCAAGCCACUGCCAAAACAGCUAUGGGAGGCCAAGAAGAUUCAGUCACUUUCAGCUCGCCCUCGUUCCUGUGAUGUGGGAGGUGUCAAUGCCUUUCCACAUAAUGGCCAGAACACAGGACUAGCACCUUUUAUGGGGAACCUAAACACUGGAGGGUCUUUACCAGACUUAACCAGCCUUCAUUCCUCAUCUCCUCUACCCACGUCUUUGGAUCCUGACAGCCACUGGUUUGGCAGUAUGAGUGUUGGCAAUAGUAUGGGAAAUCUCCCAGCUGCUAUGACUCAUCUGGGGAUUAGAAGCUCUUCAGGUCUUCAAAGUUCUCGGAGUAACCCUUCCAUCCAAGCCACACUGAAUAAAACAGCACUUUCCUCCUCCCUAAAUAUCUGCCCUCAGACAUCUGUUCACAAUGCCUCUGCCCUUCAGCCAUCACUCCGUCUGUUUUCACUUAGCAACCCUUCUCUUCCUACCACAAGCUUGAGCGGCCCAACUCGUCGCAGGCAGCCUCCAGUGAGUCCUCUUACACUCUCCCCAGGCCCUGAGGCACCUCGAGUUUUCAGCAGACAGUUUUCCUCCACCAGCCCACUGAACCAGCUCCCUGUGUCCCAGGUUGUUCCUUCUGAUCGAAGUCCCCUUUCCUUCCUUCCCCCAGAAGCUCAAACCUCACUCCCGCCCCCUUAUCCCAUGCCCCAGGAGCUCCCCGAGCCCCUCCUGCAGCCAUCCCGAGCCCAAGAACAAGCCCAUGCCCAGCAGCCCCAGCUGUCUUCUCCUCCAGUACAUUCAGACUUGGAGCUCUUCUCUCCCCAUAGCUCUUCUCUGACCAGCUUUUUCCCAGACAUGUGCUUUGAACAGCAGGCCAUGAGGCCAGGGCCAGCCUUUUCUCAACAGGCCGCCAUGAUGGAGCCAGCUCCGAGAGGGCUGCAGAAUGCCAUUCAGCUGCGAUCAAAUUCCCUGUAUUCCAGCUGUGGGAGCUUCCCUAACACCGUCCUAACUGAAGACACAAGUAGCAGUCUGUUCAAAGACCUCAGCAGCGCAUUGGCAGGCCUGCCAGAGUCGAACUUUAACACAGACAGUCUUUUUCCUCUGGAUGAUGAACUCCAGAUUGAACCCCUGAGCUUGGAUGGACUCAACAUGCUGAGGGACCCUAACAUGGGCUUGCCAGACCCCUCAGUGGAGGAAACAUUUCGAUCUGACCGCCUGUGAGCAGGCCGUGGGCUAGAGCGGCAGCCUGCGUCUGUUCCUGCCGGCCCUGGAGCCAGCCCCCGGGAUCCAGCAGGGCAGGACCAGCUCCUCAUCUCAGAGGCUUCUUCAGUCAGGGCCCAGACACAGCGCGGCCCGCACGAAGCCACGCCAUCCUGCUGGUGCCGAGGCCCCUGGCCAAGCCAGGCCCUGUGUCUGGGGGGACAGAUGUCUCUUUGAAAGCUCCUCAGCAUGGCCUUCCUCACCAUCAGCACCACUGUGACCUCCCAGGAGAAAACUCUGCAGUGGCGGGAGCUGUCGCUGGCUUCAUCUGCUCAUCCCCAGAGCCGUGAGCUCUCAGAAGGGACUUGAGGCCUGGCAUGCUUCAGAGGGCCCUGAAAUGAUUCCAUCAGCUUAGCAUUUUGUGUAUGGUACUGUGACUGGGCAGUAAAUUCUCAGCCAUCUGGAGCUCCAUGGGCAAAAUCCAAGCGUCUCUGGUAACGAUUAGGUGACAACCCAGUGUACAGGGACCAGCAUUGCUAUUUGAGGUCCCUUCUUAUUCCAAAGAAAGACAAGGAGCCCCAGCCCAGGUCUUAACUGGGCAAACCAAAUGUUAAUUUGGCUUCUUUCCCUAUCUCAGUCCCCCCUGCUGCUUCCAUUUAUAUUUUCAUGUGGCACAGGAAGGACAAUGCUAAUUGAUCACUGAGAAAGUGCCCCUUAUAACCAAGUAUCCUGAGAAGAAAACAGUGGCUGAGGAGAGAAGAGAUGAUAGAGUGAUAGGCCACACCAGCAUGGAACAGCGGACUGAAUGGAAAGGUUUGUGUUCUCAGUCUGAUGCCAUCUCAGCAGCAGGCUAGCCCCGGGCAGAGCUCUCUCUCUGUUUCCCUACAUCUGCCCCUUUCUGUGCCGUGGGUGGUCAUGCUAGUCUGCCUUGCUGGUGGCUAAUCUAAUUGAGUGAUUCCCCAAAGACCUGCCCAGCCUUGCUUCUUGCCCACUCUCUUCUGACCUUUAUUUCUUCACAUCCCAUAGCCUGUGGUUAAGCAUGCACAUUAACACGGGUGUCGUUAGAUAGCCAGUUCCUACUUGAGUCAAGCUGACAGUUCUUGGGGUCACCUUCCAGAGUGUUGUGGGGCACAGGCAUCCGCUGUGUCCUGAGUGCCGUGCACUCUGAGAGCCGGGGCUGGCCUUGGGCAGGAAGAAUCGGGGGCUUGCAGGGCUCUGAGGAGUCAUUGCCACAAACCUGCCGGUAGAGCCAUGUAGGUGUUGCUUUGGAUUGCAGUGUUAGAGUCAUUCCUUUGGGUCAGGAUCGUAUUCCAUAUUAAAGCCAUUGGCAGCCAAUAGCCCCUCAAUAAACAGGAGCUGAUUAGGUGUCUUUCCUCUGGGAAAGCUCUUAGAGAGCUGGGAAAUGCUGCGAGUGGGUUUUGAUGGGUCCAGAUUUCUUGGACAGCGGCAGGCAUGUGGGCUGAGUGAGCUCUGCCCUGGGCGGCCCAAAGAAGCCCGGGUGGCUGAUAGCUAGAGAGCCCUGGACAGACAGGCCGGGGAGGCAAGGGGCCUCUGACCUGUUCCCAGCCUCACCUUUCUGUAGGUGUGCCCAGGCCAAGCGGUGCUUGAAAGCAGGAAUAUUUCAGGGUCUCCUUCAGAAUGACCACAGUUCUCCUCACGUUAACUGUGCUGGUGCAUUACCCCCUCUGCCCUCGUAGUCAAGAAGAGAAGCUCAUCCUGACAUCUUAGAUGGCUCAGCUCUCUAGAGAGGAGAGCUCUUCAUCAUUGCCAAACAGGAGGGGUUGGUCCCAGGCAGAGUCGGGGUGAGAGGGGCUCGAAUUCCUCAAAGCUCACCAGAGGAGAAACCCCACUGGGGUUCUCACUAAGUCCUCCAGCACUUAGGCCUUAACCAGAGCCCUUCCCCCAUCAGACGAGUCAGACCCUUGCUGGCCAUUUGACUGGGACCGAGGCCUAGGCAGGUUCAUGAGAAUAGUUAUUUGUUUGUAUUCUUCAAAUUUGGGUUCUCAGGGUAUAAUUAUGGUGGUGUGCCUUCCAGCAUAAUUUAAUAACUGCUACUAAAUCACCAAUGUGCCUGAAGAAAGCUUGAUCAUGUCUAACACCCCUCAUCUGAAGGCGAAAAGAGAUUGGCCAAGUCAGGUCGAUCCCCUUUACAUCUAAUCAAAGAAUAGGUUUGGGGCGGAUGACGUGGGGUUUAAAUAUGUGCACACACAACACGCACACACGUCAGACAUUCCCCUCGCUAACCUUUCCAAGCUCCUCCUGUGCAGAGUGCCUUUCACCCAUAGAGGUCCUGGUGCCCCACACGGCGAUCCCAACUUCAUACAGAUAGAGAGCCAGACGCCAAUCGUGCCUUCCAGAGUGGCUAUUUGUUACUUUGUAGAGUCUAAUGGGAGAACGUUGCCCAGAUAUGUUCUUCCUAAGUGGCUCGAGGUAUCACAAACCCUGCCUUCCUUCGGUUGUGUGAAGGAUGCACCACACACCCCACGUGGGUCAGUCUCACCAGUUUCCCUUGCAGGCUCAGCAGCCAGCGGGGCCAUUCCCCUGCCUGGGAAGCAGCCCUGUGCUUCACAAGUGGUGGACAGAAAUCACCUGUUUUAUUAUUCUCACUUACUAGCAGUUAUGGCAUAGAACUGAAGUGUCUUCUAGCUCCCACUCGUUUCUCCCUUUGAAGGUGUGGCCUUUGAGAUGCCCACUGGUAGAAGAGGCCUCCAGUGUCCUGUAAUGUUCUUUCUUCUACAUCUACAGUGUAUUACCUGAAAUAAAAUAACGACGUAUCUGAGCACAUCUGCUCCUUUGAAGACCUUUCUGGCAUUUGCUAUUUUAGCUGGCUCUUGUAAUUUGUGCACAGAUGGUUCUCAGUGUAUCUCAGACAUUUCAGAAAGGGACCAUCCCUCCUACUAAUUGGACUUUCUUUCAGUUACCUAACUUCUGUGCUCCACAUUUCAAUUAUAUUUUUAAAAAUUGGAAUUUGUAUAAAGUAACGUUCGAGUUUUAUAACGCAUUGUUUUACAUCUUUCAUAAUUAAAAGCAGCACAAUAAAGUUCUG
Molecule: messenger RNA, 5111 nt
Organism: Dromiciops gliroides (monito del monte)
Lineage: Eukaryota; Metazoa; Chordata; Mammalia; Microbiotheria; Microbiotheriidae
Gene: CRTC3
Product: CREB regulated transcription coactivator 3
Exons: 15
Coding region: 215-2086 (623 amino acids)
Biological process (GO): protein homotetramerization; positive regulation of transcription by RNA polymerase II
Cellular component (GO): nucleus; cytoplasm
Molecular function (GO): cAMP response element binding protein binding
Source: RefSeq, a predicted model, not a curated record